Messenger RNA from Cavia porcellus (domestic guinea pig), 1176 nucleotides. RefSeq names its product CD1e molecule (gene Cd1e). Gene Ontology annotation, molecular function: exogenous lipid antigen binding; endogenous lipid antigen binding; lipopeptide binding. Gene Ontology annotation, cellular component: external side of plasma membrane. The record is from RefSeq and is marked provisional. NCBI's taxonomy places the organism in Eukaryota, Metazoa, Chordata, Mammalia, Rodentia, Caviidae. Gene Ontology annotation, biological process: antigen processing and presentation, endogenous lipid antigen via MHC class Ib; positive regulation of T cell mediated cytotoxicity; antigen processing and presentation, exogenous lipid antigen via MHC class Ib.
AUGCUGCUCCUGAUCCUCCUAUUCUUCAAGGGACUUGUCUGCCAUGAGAAAAGCAUAGUCGGCCCUCAGCCUUUAGGAUGGCACCACCCAGCAGAAGCAGAAGAGCCCCUCAUCUUCCGUUUGCUCCACAUAGCCUCCUUCAAGAACCACAGCUGGUCACAUUCCCAGGCCUCAGCCUGGAUUGGAGAUCUGCAGACUCAUGGCUGGAAUAGUACCAUGGGCACCAUCCAGUUUCUGAAGCCCUGGUCCCAAGGAGACUUCAGCAAGGAGGAGUUGAAGAAUUUCGAGGCACUUUUCCAGCUAUACUUCCAUGACUUCCCCCGGGAAGUGCAUGCCUUUGCUCAUCAGUUUCAGUUUGAAUACCCCUUUGAACUUCAGAUAUCAGGUGGAUGUAAGAAUGUUGGGAAGACCUCAGAGAACUUCUUAAACGGAGCAUACCAAGGAUCUGAUUUGCUGAGUUUUCAAAGAAGUUCUUGGGAGCCAUCUCCAGGAGCGGGAAGUCGGGCCCAGAAAGUCUGUGAGGUGCUCAGUUACUACAAAGAUAUUACGGAGAUAGUGCAGAGCCUCCUCAGUAGCGUCUGCCCUCGAUUUCUGUCAGGCCUCAUUGCAGCAGGGAAGUCAGAGCUGGAACGGCAAGUGAAGCCUGAAGUCUGGCUAUCCAGAGGCCCCAGCCCUGGACGUGGCCGUCUGCAGCUGGUGUGCCACGUCUCUGGCUUCCACCCAAAGCCCGUGUGGGUGAUGUGGAUGAAGGGUCAGCAGGAGCAGAAGGGCACUAAGACAGGUGACAUCCUACCCAACGCUGAUGAGACAUGGUAUCUCCAAGCAACUCUGGAUGUGGCAGAAAGGGAGGCCACUGGUCUGUCUUGUCGAGUGAAGCACAGCAGUCUAGGAGGCCAUGAUAUAAUCAUUCACUGGGGUGGCUACUCUAUUCUCCUUAUACUGAUGUACGUGGCUGUAAUAGUCACCCUGGUUACGCUGAUUGUAAUGGGCUCAUGGCACAGAAAGCAGAGCUCAAAUCGGAAUGUCCUCUCUUCCUAUAUAUCCAACCCCACUUUUCCCUUGGAGAAUGACACCCAAUGCCCCAGAAGUUCAGCCCUUCAGCUCCACUCGGCACAAGAAUCAUGGAUCAAAAACAGAAUCUUGAAGUGGAAAAGAAGCCUAAAUCAGUUCUGGUGA